ACCACCCACUUUCAUGAUGCACUCUGAGUGACACAUAGUCAGUCUUUCUUCACCCUCAAACUACUAUCGGAAUAUUUUGCAAUAAACAUAAAAUAUAUUGUUUCUAUACUUAUAACCAACGACCUAAAAUCAAUAGUUUUAUAUAUUUCCAUUGGUUUUUAUAUGAUUACGUCAUUCGCAAUGCUUCAUGGGAUUGUAGUUUGUGCCUUUGUGACAGAUGGGAAGUACACAGUUUUGUACCUUUGUCUUUUUAAACAAUUUUCAAAUAGUUAUUUGCUUCAAAUCAAAAGUUUGUAAUGUGAUUCACCUCGGAGCUGGUUGGUUUGGUUCACGGUUUAGAACUCUCUUAUGAAGGAUUUUUUGAAAAGUCAAUGGGGAAAAUUAAUUGGAAAAAUACUUGUAUUAAAAAUAUAAAAUACUUAAAUAUACUUCUAUUAAAGUGAAUGGUGACUUAGGCUAACAUUAUGCCUAACUUAUCCUUUUUGUGUUCCAUAGAACAAAGAAAAUAAUAUGGGUUUGGAACAACAUGAGAGUGAUUAUUGAUGACAGAAUGUUAUAUUAUUUUUCGGGUGAACUGUCCCUUCUUAUGCUUGAACAAAUGUGACUUUUCCACAAAACGGGGCACAAAGAGGCGCUGUUUAGUUGUCUAGCUGAUCUGUUUAAACUUUGUGACAUAGUGACAACCGACUCGACAGUUAAGUCUUAUAAAACGUAUAAAAAUCCAAUUUAUCCAGUAAAAUGUUACGUGAAACUCACUUUGGCAGUCGGAUGUGCUUAUUGACAGACACAUCACAAACAUAACGAAUGUUUGGGUUUUUCGCCCGCAUAUUCUCCGCGCUCAUUCAUUGGUUCGUCUACUCUUUCGGUUGGCCAAUCAGCACAUUGUUGCUAGGCCAUUCUGCCUCAUCUACUUGCUUACUGUGCUGUCAAUCAAACCAAGAGGUUGAACGGUGAACCCCGAUGCGCAAGUGUGCUGUAUUUACAGAGCGCCGCGCUCGAUGUACUGGACUGAUGAAGAACCCUGGAAACUUUGUUGUGAAAAAUGAUAGCCUAUUGUUUUUGUAUUAAGUUAGAGUUAUAACGAGGGAGAUAUUGUUGGACCUACGCGUUUUUUCCAUUCAAAGAAACCUGGCUGAGUGAGCCAUCCCGGACAGUGUGUUACAUCUGCCGGGCUUUCAGCUGUUCAGAGCGGAUCGCAUCGCGGAGUUAUCGGGGAAAACGACGGAACAUGCUUUUACAUCAACGACUAUUGGUGUACAGAUGUAACAGCAUUGAAGAAGAUGUGCUGUCCUAAUUUAGAGGCGCUCUUCAUCAACUGUAAGCCUUUCUACUCACCGCGGGAGUUUUCCUCAUUUAUUCUGGACCGAUGACACCAGCAACCUCCCACUCCCAAAAUGGUUUGGUUCCCCCCAAUGUUCAAGACAUGGUUACAGCCUUGGUUUGAAUGGAAUAAAAGCAGCGUGACAAUUUUACAGUAUAUCUCCUUUUGUGUACCAGGGAAGAAAGAGAAUCAUAUGACAUAGGGGGAUGACGAAUAUGUUGAACAGAGACAGGCAUUGAACUCAUAAGCAUUGAGCUGUCAUGGAUUGUCUGUGUGUCUGAGCCCACGUCACUGGCAGGUCUCCAGCUCACAGCAUUAAAAGCUGCCUCUCAUACAGUGCAGCCUGUCUCACCGCCCCCUUGCUAACCCGAGGGCAACCUGAACGCAGGACCACACAAUCACAGUUAGCUGACAGGCGACAGCUCACAGAUGCUAUGAUUCAUUUUAUUUAUGUUCUUGUGAAUGAUGUCUUCAGUUUUCAAUGUCUGUGUACGUUUCUGACAUAGCUUCAGUUUUGAACAUCAUUGUGUAUCAAUCUGUAUCAUGUUUGUGACACCAAAGAUGUUGGGUAUGAAUCCAUUAUGUUAAAUGUUCUGUUGUUUAAAAGUGAAUGUUUUUUAUUUAAAAAAAAAUAUAUCCUGUCCCAGCUUAAUGUGCAGAGACAACUAUAUCCAGCCCUGCACCUGAGCCAUAUAUUAGGACCAGAUUAUUAGAGAGUCUUGAGGGUGAACUCUUCUCUCUCCUGACGGUUCACCACGGCCCUCACCUGCGUGCUCCACUGUUUCUCCUGCGAGUCAUCCUGGGCUAACAGGCCCUUCCUGUUCCGCCCCCGCGCAGUCUCUCCCGCUACGAUCACCAUGACGCGCUCGAAAACCUUCCAGGCCUACCUGCCCAACUGCCAUCGCACCUACAGCUGCAUUCACUGCCGAGCGCAUCUGGCCAACCACGACGAGCUUAUCUCUAAGUCUUUUCAAGGGAGCCAAGGCAGGGCCUACCUCUUUAACUCAGUGGUGAAUGUGGGGUGUGGUCCAGCAGAAGAGAGGGUACUGCUAACUGGACUUCAUGCGGUGGCAGACAUAUACUGUGAGAACUGUAAAACCACUCUGGGCUGGAAAUAUGAGCAUGCCUUUGAGAGCAGUCAGAAGUAUAAGGAGGGCAAAUUCAUCAUCGAGCUGGCACACAUGAUCAAGGACAAUGGGUGGGACUGAAGCCCCCGAAUACCCACGGGCCACAUGCUGGAAAGAAAUGUGCAGCAUAUGAAUAAUUAGUUUCAUUAUCUGGCUGUAACUUUCUCCCUGGAAAUCAAUCCACCCGACGCACACCUAGACCCCGAGGGUGCAAGGUUUAUAGCAGCAGUGCUAUCCCCCUCCUGUCUGUACAUACGUGUAUGUGACUGAACAAAUGUGUGCCAGCUAAACACCGUGUUGAUCUUAUGUGAGUAUUUUCCUCUUAAAUUGAAGGCGUGUUUGCAAAUUGAUGUACCUGUACUCAAACAUAUUUAUGCUCUUUUUCUGGGUUGGCAAAGGCCUUUGACAUGCCACAGUUCUGUCCCACACUCAGGUUUAACAAAUGGCUGGAUUUAUGGGUAACUAGGGUGAAAGACUUACCGGUUUAGCAAGUCACCUUUUACUAUAAUUCACCUGUGUUUGUUGUUAGAAAGGCACAAACCUACUAAAGCAGAAGGCUCAUCUAUUUACUUUGUUUAAAUUUUUUCUGUCGUUUCUUUAUUUCCAAUUUCAUCUUUGUCACUUGCAUGUUGUUUAUUUAUACUUAUAUUUAUUGAUCUGUUCAUUUUUGGUUUUAGGGAUUUUACACCUCUGGUAAACCGUAGCAAACACAGUGUUCUUUCUCUGACCUCAUAUAGUGGAAGUAGCAAUGUAUGAUAGAGGUUUGUGAUUACAUUUCCUGUCCAGAUUGUGAUCUCAGUCUCCUUUUGAGUGUGUCUGGUGAUGGAGUAAAUGAGGCAUUCAUAUGCCAUGUAUGGGGCGCAGGGCGCAGGUCGCAUUCAUUUGCUAGAGCCAAGUCUUUAUUCAGCCACAGCUGAGAAAGCAGCUGUUAGGUUUGAAAGGGAACUGAGGCUUUCUCACAGCCAGUGAUGUCCCAUUUGGUGUCUUCAGUUCCCACCAUCAAAACACAAAUUAAAGCAGUAAGUGGCAAACCAGACUUUCUCACCACGAAGAAAGCGGUCGACAGCUACUAAUUGUGGCAACUGAACGAGGUAAUCCAGCAGGGGCUCAUGAAACAAAGCCUUGGCGCAACCAAAGACUCCUUCAUCAACAAUACGCUGACCAAACUGAGUUUGAUUUCCUUGAUUUAGUUGCGUCGCUGUGUGUCGACUCCGUCAUUUGGUUCAGUUGUAUUGUCCAGUGCAGAUCUAGUUGAUUUUCUUUGAUUUAGUCACUUUGGAUGUUAGCAUUAUUACAUUCUGUCUUAUUUUAUUAAGUGUGUAUUUAUGAUCAGUAAUUAAUUAUUGUUUUAGCACACAAUCUUAAGUUUGUGUAUUUAUCGUUCUGUGGGACUGCUCCACCUAUUCCAACAUUGUUUUUUACUCUUUAAAAACCAUUUCAGUGUCUUGGUUUUCAAGGAAGAACGUAUGAGUGAGAUCUACUUUGAAUCAGUAUAUUUUAAUCUGAUAUCAAUAAAGUUCUCAUUUUAUGAA
Messenger RNA from Myxocyprinus asiaticus (Chinese sucker), 3980 nucleotides. RefSeq names its product protein yippee-like 1. The record is from RefSeq and is a predicted model, not a curated record. Lineage: Eukaryota; Metazoa; Chordata; Actinopteri; Cypriniformes; Catostomidae. The transcript is spliced from 8 exons. The coding region runs from base 2179 to 2529 and encodes 116 amino acids.